Molecule: messenger RNA, 1693 nt
Organism: Pygocentrus nattereri (red-bellied piranha)
Lineage: Eukaryota; Metazoa; Chordata; Actinopteri; Characiformes; Serrasalmidae
Gene: ogfod1
Product: 2-oxoglutarate and iron-dependent oxygenase domain containing 1
Exons: 13
Coding region: 75-1634 (519 amino acids)
Biological process (GO): regulation of translational termination; peptidyl-proline hydroxylation
Cellular component (GO): cytoplasm
Molecular function (GO): L-ascorbic acid binding; peptidyl-proline dioxygenase activity; iron ion binding
Source: RefSeq, a predicted model, not a curated record
AUGGGAAUGCUGAACGUUUGUUUUGAUGACGUCAUCUCCCGGCGACCUAGUCGCUCCUGCCUCAUGUAGCCAAGAUGCCUGCCAAGCGGCAGUCGAACGACAGAAACACGACGAAAUGGAGGAAAAAGGAGAAACGAGGCGAAAGCGCCGUCAUGAACCCCGACAUUGAAGACGCCGUCGUCCGCAGCGCGUUGAGCGAAGCGUGGAAGGAGAAGACGAGCUACUCUCAUGGCGGCGUCGAGCUGGACUGCGACCCGUUCCGUCACUGCAGGAUCCAGAACUUCAUUCACAGCCAGGGUUUCGCGCAGAACCUGCGAGACGAACUGCUUCAGCUCAGCUUCCACAACAAGUCCAACGACCUGUACAAAUUCAAGCAGUCGGAGGAUCUGAAGAGGAGAAAAGAGCAUCACAUUUCUCAGAUGAGGUCCCUUAUUUUUGUGCAGUUCCGCUCAUGGUUGGCUGAGGUCUUAGGAGUGGAUUUAGAGCCAACCGUUGACAUAUCCUGUGCUAAGUAUGAACACACAGAUGUGUUGCUGUGUCAUGAUGAUGAACUCGAAGGGCGGCGGGUUGCGUUCAUUCUUUACCUGGUACCUUCAUGGGACCUGAGUGAUGGAGGAACGUUGGACUUGUACAGCACUGAUGAGCAUUAUCAGCCAGUGAAUAUAGCGAAGUCUCUGCUGCCCUCUUGGAACACACUGAUGUUUUUUGAAGUGUCUCCUGUCUCCUUUCAUCAGGUUGCUGAGGUUCUUGCUGAAGGGAAGUGUCGUUUGUCUCUCAGCGGUUGGUUUCAUGGCCCCUCCCUACCAAGACCCCCACGUUACGUCGAGCCCCUGCUUCCUCGUCGUACACACAUCCCGAGAGAUGAGAAUGUAUUAUUUGAGUGGGUGAAUGAGACCUACAUGGACCCCCUGUAUCAGGCACAAGUGCAGCAGGAGUUUGAGGCUAAUUCAGAAAUCCGCCUUCCAAAUUUUCUGCAGGAGGAAAAAUUUAAGCAAGUGAGUGAAGCCUUACGAUUGGCUGAAGUACAGUGGGAAAGGAGAGGCCCACCUAACAAGAGGUGCUAUGCUCAUGCAGAGCUUCAGAGCUUGCCGGCAUGUCUAAAGGAGUGCUGGGAUCUUCUUUCCUCUGAGCCAUUUUUCCUCCUGCUCUCCAACCUCACUGGCCUCUCCCUACACUAUUUGGCUGUGGGAGAUGAAGAGAAUGAGAGUGACAGUCAGGGUGAUGAGAGUGAUGCAGAGAAAGAAGAGAGAAACAACCAAGAAGGACAAGGCACGAGUAGUGCUGCUUCAUCAAAUGAGAAACAAGACAAAGGACCUCCAAUGUGUGUUGGUGAGCUGCGUCGCUGGGCGCACGGUAAUUACACACUGCUGCAUGAUUCUGUGGAGAGGGAGUUUGCACUGGACCUGCUGCUUCACCUGGGCUGCAAAGGUUGGAAGGCAGAGUUUGGAGGCUUCACUUCCUAUAUUGCACAUGAUGAAGAUGAAGAGCUCCUGACUGUGUAUCCAGAGGAUAACUCCAUGGCUCUGGUCUACAGAGACAAAGAAACUCUCAGGUUCGUCAAACACAUCAAUCACAGCAGCGCUGACCAGAAAGACGCAGCGUUCUACGAUUUCUCCUUUACUUACUAUGAAUGAACAAGGCUGGAUAUCAAACGUGGACAAUAAAGAUUCAAAUCACAGAAAGUUGCACUAAA